AUGUUUUUUAAGAACUUGAAGAACAACGCCUACCAAUCUCGUUUCCAAACUCCAUUCAGGAGAAGAAGAGAAGGUAAGACCGAUUACUACCAAAGAAGAAAGUUGGUCACCCAACACAAGGCUAAGUAUGCUUCUCCUAAGUACAGAUUAGUGGUUAGAUUCACCAACAAGGACAUCAUCUGCCAAAUUGUUUCUUCUCAAAUCACUGGUGACAUCGUUUUGGCCGCUGCCUACUCUCACGAGUUGCCAAGAUACGGUAUCACCCACGGUUUGACUAACUGGGCUGCUGCUUACGCUACCGGUCUUUUGGUCGCUAGAAGAGUUUUGCAAAAGUUGGGUCUUGACAAGGUCUACCCAGGUGUUGAAGAAGUUGAAGGUGAAUACAACUUGACCGAAGCUGUGGAGGAUGGCCCACGUCCAUUCAAGGUUUUCUUGGACAUUGGUCUACAAAGAACCACCACUGGUGCUCGUGUCUUCGGUGCUUUGAAGGGUGCUUCCGACGGUGGUCUUUACGUCCCACACUCUCCAAAGAGAUUCCCAGGUUUCGAUUUCGAAUCUGAAGAAUUGGAUGCUGAUCUAUUGAGAUCUUACAUCUUCGGUGGUCACGUCUCCCAAUACAUGGAAGAAUUGGCUGACGAUGAUGAAGAAAGAUACCAAGAAUUGUUCAGAGGUUACAUUGCCGAUGACAUCGAUGCUGAAUCCGUUGAAGAAAUCUACCAACAAGCUCACGAAGCUAUCAGAGCUGACCCAUCUUUCAAGCCAACUGAAAAGAAAUUCUCCAAGGACCAAUACGCUGCUGAAUCCAAGAAGUACAAGCAAAGAAAGUUGUCCAAGGAACAAAAGCGCGAACGUGUUGCUGCCAAGAUCAACCUUUUGGCUGCUGCUUCUCAACAAUAA
Messenger RNA from Zygosaccharomyces rouxii, 897 nucleotides. It is a transcript of the gene RPL5, whose product is annotated as 60S ribosomal protein uL18. Bases 1 to 897 code for a protein of 298 amino acids. Gene Ontology annotation, molecular function: 5S rRNA binding; structural constituent of ribosome. Gene Ontology annotation, cellular component: cytosolic large ribosomal subunit; ribosome. The record is from RefSeq and is a predicted model, not a curated record. Gene Ontology annotation, biological process: ribosomal large subunit assembly; translation. NCBI's taxonomy places the organism in Eukaryota, Fungi, Ascomycota, Saccharomycetes, Saccharomycetales, Saccharomycetaceae. The transcript has a single exon.